Messenger RNA from Porites evermanni, 17102 nucleotides. The record is from the annotation of a GenBank genome assembly. NCBI's taxonomy places the organism in Eukaryota, Metazoa, Cnidaria, Anthozoa, Scleractinia, Poritidae.
UUUCACAUAUUAUAUUCCAUUGAUGGAGAGAUACAAAGAUUUAAUUUAUAUCUUAAAUCAUUUACAUCUGUGUAUAAUCUUUUCCAGCGAGCAGGAGAUGGAUUGAGCACUUGUAGUACUGGGGCAAACCUGUUCAAUAACACUGUCCCUUUUGAUGUCGAUGAACAGUCAAAUAGUUUACCUGCUACUGAGGCUUUGUCACCCCUAGACAGUCCCCAGCCCCCGGAUGACUUGACAUUGCAGAAUAGUCCACUCAGCAUGGAUGUGUUCUCACCACCAAACAGCCCACCACCCCCAGAGUACUUCUCACCACCACCAUCCCCUACAGUACCACUCUCACCAGCAAAUAUAGUUGACCAGGAUAUGCCAUGUGAGGAUUUCUCUUGUAGGUAAGUGCCUUUUCAGACUGAAUUGACAGCAUUCAUUCUAUUUUCCAGUUUCAAAUUAAAAAAUAGAAGAAAAAACGAACACUCUCACCCAAGAUAAAUUUUCUAUUCUUUUCAUGUUUAUGCUUUUCCAUUUGUUGCUUGUCAACACAUUGACGAUUCUCUGUCUCUUUUGGUACUUUUGCUGAUUAUGCAGUUUGACUAUUUAUUGCAUGGCUAACCCUUUUGUGACAGCAUCUGAUCCAUUUAGUAGAAGCAAUAACCUUUUUGUCUUCUUGAAAUAGAAACUGAAUUACGCUCUGAAGGUGUGGGCCCUUGUAACCUGUGUUUAGCCUUAAAAGGUUCUGUAAUCUCAUUAACCAGGUGGCUUACAUGAACUCUCUGAAGCAUGAUGUACAAAUACAGCCUAAUCAUAUUCUUAAACUUGCCUUUACAUUUUAGAGAAGUCCAGGAAGUGUUAUUUCAUUGCCGAGCAGUACCACUGACUUCCCUGGAUUAAUAUGACUUUUUCUUUCAGAAACAAGGGAGUGGAAUCCACUGAUGAAUUCAGUGCAAGGCAACAAUUAUCAAAACCUGUAAGAAACAGUUUGAGAUAAAAAAGAACAAAUUUUCUUCCAGCUUGUCCAAACAAGCGACAAGGGAUUUCCUUUGAAGCUGCUCUUUUGCACUUUGAUAUAUUUUAGUGAAUCGCUCAGACCUUUUUAAAAACUAAACAUUGAAAUGUGAAAGUGAAGAGUUCCAUCCUCCUUUCAAAUUUAAAAUAUAGAAAACUAUGCUCGAACAAAAUGGCUAAAUAUUUUCAGUUUUGAUAAUUCUAAUGGUCCAGGUAUUUGAAUUUUUGUUUAAAAGUGAGUGUCAACCUUUCUAGCUGUAUUUGGUGAACAGUUCCACAAUUUUGAUGUGGUGUACCUCCAGUCUCUACCAUAGGCACAAUUUUGCUAUAGAGUACCUCCAAUCUGUACCAUAGGUGGUUGAAUGUUCCUUAAGCAGGUUCCAGAGUCUGUACAAGGAGCACCUGAGCAUUGUUAAGUCCAGCAAACUAGACAAUUUGUGACAACUGACAAACCAGUGCUUUUUUUUUUCUUUUUUAAAUAAGUCAUGGCUAAUACCGAUAGACCUCAGUGCUGCAAAACAACUUUGACAAGCAGCGAAACGACUUGUAGCUGAAUGACUUUGUAGCAAAACGACUGGUAACCGUUACAUUUUAUUCCACUCUAGGUGUCCUCAGGGGUUUCAAUAAGCACCGACGGCCGAUGAAACGUGUCGGCUACUUUGCUCAUACAAGUCGGCUACUUUUUUUCUACAAGGAAGAAGGAACUAGUUUGAAUAACUUUGUCAACAAAAAAUAUAAUUAUUGUUCAUAAAGACCCACUGGUUUUAUGUGAUUCUUUAGUCAUGUAAACGCUAUGUUUCAGUCAGUUUUCACAGGUUUCUUUAUAGGUUUACACAGAAUUUGUUAACGUGCAAAAGUACGUAAUUUAGUUUUCAUCAUUUGUUUAUUGCUUGUAGGAAUUGAUUGUGACUGAUCAAUCAGAAGUUUAACGAAAGCGACACUGAUUUUCUUGAUUAAAAAACACGCUCUUUUGUCCUCAAUUUAGCUCCCCAGAACGCUGAAAAUCGCAUCUUAGGGCUUUGAAUUUUCAAAAUUUUCUGGGGAAGCACGUCAUCCCCCCCCCCCUCAGGGACUAACAUGUCCCUUUUGAUACAUGGAGGAUAUUACAAGGCCGCGAGGAGAUACGAAAUUUCUCUUCGACGCGAGCGAGUGAAAUAUUUUUUCAACACGAAAAGAUAAAUUUCGUAUCUCCAAGCGGCCUUGUAAUGUUCUAUUUAUUAUAUAAACACCAAUGAACUACCAAACCAUUUCACUUUAAUAGUUUUUUGGUGUGAAAGGCGCGAUUUAUUUUGAAGCCAUAGCAACGGUGAUAUUUUCACAUGUGAAAAUACCAAGUUUUCGCGCGAAAGCUCACCUUGGUAUUUCAUUGGUGUUUAUAUAAUAAGUCGGUUACUCUAUUCAAACCUGCUGGCUACUUCAAUGUUUAUUGAAACCCGUGUGUCCUUCCAUCCCAGUCCACUUCCCAAAUGUGUUUUAUGUGUUUGAUUUAGGAUGAUGACGAUGAUGAGUGCCCAGAGAGUCCUCCAGCACCUGAUUAUUUCUCUCCACCUGCUUCACCUUGUAUGCAGCUCACAUCAUCUGAUACAGCACAGCAUGAACGUGAAGAGGUUUUGCCAUCAAUACUUCCUGUGUACGUUUUUACAGUUUCAUUUAUAGUUGAUGAUAUAUUAAUUUUAUGGUGUCAUUGUUUCGAUGUAAUCAUGGCCUUUUUCUUCUUUCACCUCCGCAGUGAUCAACUUUAAACUGUUUGAACUGUUUAAUAAUACUUACAAAUUUUACAAGCAUGGAAUAUCCACUGCCCGCCGUUAGCAGAUUAGCUAGUGGAGGCCAGCAGUGGUUACAUUCAAAUAGCUCACAAGCAAGACUAGAGAAAAAAGGCAAAAAAUGUUACUUGCUUAUUCCUAUUGUUAAGUAAUAAGAUUCAAUCAAGAUUUCAGGAGCUUGGGAACCAUGUCCUUUGCAAUUAAUUUGUGGUGUUCAGCUUACAGUGUUGUAUACCCCUAUUCUCAUGGUUUUUUCUUUUCUUAGGGCUGAAAAAAACUCUCAUGACGUGCUUGAACCAAUUCCGAAAAAUGUAAGUUUUUGACGAACCAUUUUUUUCACAGACUGUUUGCCUUAAGAUGUAUGUCUGAUCUGUCCCACUGCAGCUUGAUGCAAUACAAGCUCUUUUGUGGUAAUUUAAGUCAGUUAGCAGUCACAUGUUGAAUGUUGUGAAUAUGGUCACAAAAGUAUAUUUAUAUUAUAUUUAUAAUAACGUUUUGGUUUUUGUUUGGUCCUUGCCCACAGGCUCCAACCGUGAAGAUCAAAGAUAUUUUGCAUCAGGCACGUGUCGUCCAUUAUGAGACAAUGGAGAGCAUUUGCUCCAUGUUAGAGAAAACUGGACCCGCCAUCAUCAAUAAUCUACCUCAACCUCUCCUUGAGGCACAGAGCUUAAGGUUUCUGUUUGGUCUCUUGUUUUACUUUACGUAAGGGUGCAGUGCUGACCUAGGGUGCCUACCAUUGGUCAUGACACCGACAGACCAGAAAGCCCUUUUUGUUAUCUUCUAUAAGUUUAUAUGACGUCAGAAAUGUAUGUUUAUGCCUAGUUUAGAGUCGCGAACAAAGGCAAAAAAAGGUUAGCUAUGACUAAGAUACGUUUACGGGUGAAACCGAAAGAGGUCAGAUUACAGUGGCAUGAUUCAGUUGCAUUAUUAUUAAGCGUAUUAUUAACAAACGUCUUUCAUGCAGAAAAAGAUUACGAACGAAAGUUAGGCAUCUUGAGGCAAUGUUGAAACAGCGGGGAGAAAGAGCAGAUGGGCCAUUUAGGAGUGGUAUGUACAAACCAUCAAUAAUGUGAAACUCUAUCCAGGUACCCGUACUUUUAAAGUUAUCCCGUGAUUAACAACAUACAUAGAUGGACAGCCUCAACAAGACAAAUACUAGUAUGAAAAUUGUUGAUGUGAGACCUAAAUGAUAGGAUUAGUGAAUCUUCCCAGUACCAGUUUUCAAUGUCCACUUCUGCUUGGAACUUCCCCUUGUCAAAAUGUUCGUAUUUGGUGUUGCCUAUUGGUUUUUUGGACCUUUAAUGUAAGUAGGUCUAAAGUGUAUCAUCGUUUGGGAAGGUUAGGAGCUAAUUCAGACUAAACCGUACAUAACAGUCGUCAGUUAAUCUUAUAGAAAUUUGUGAUCUAGGCAUAGGUGACGGCAAAAUUUAUGUUCUGACACAUAAUCGUGACACUAAUUAACUUAAUUACUCAAUAGUCAGCUCCAGGGGAAUGCCAUAGUCAGCGAUGUGCUGAUGUGCGUGUAUUCCAACAACUUAUUUUAUAAGUAAAAAGUGCCAAAAUAUUGUUUUCUUUGUUAUGCUUACAGUUGAAAGGCCCAGAACGUUUGUGGAACGUCCUUCGUCAUAUGCGCUGAACACUACACCUUGUGGGGAAAGUUUCUUUGAGAGAGAGGGCAGCAUGGCGGCUCAAUCUAACAUCAGCUUGAAUCGCGAGAAUAUUUCCACAGUGUCUGGAAACAACAGAAGACAAUCUGCUGCAAAUAAUGCUGGUCAACAUGCUAAAGUCCAAUGUUCUUCCGUCAGUCCAGUAUCUAUGGCUUCUGAAGGCAUGAUGAAUGAUCACACAAGUAAAGAUACGCAUCUACUAGCUGAAUUGCAAGACAGCAGUGAUGAUGAGUGGGCAAACACGUCUGCUCUUACUACAAAUACUGGAAAUAAGUUGUCUACAACUUCUCGUGUGGCUGAUUGUGGCAGAAACAUUAACUCAUUUGAAUCCACACCUUGCAAUCAACAGAGAACUACGAGUCUUUCAUUUCAGACCACAUCAUCCGUUAAAAGCAAAACUAGUAUCAGCCUUAAUUCCAGCUUCUCACCUCGGAGAAUCAAUAUGAUUCCAAACAACGGCAAUGACAGUAAGUUGUCUAUUAUUUGGUCUAAUAUUAACCCUCGGUUAAUGUCCAGCUAGGACUGCGUGCGCAUGACUUUACAUGGUCUAAUGCACAAGAACACAAGAAGUCAUUUUUGUGAUGGCAUCACUUUGCAACAAUUUAUGACCAGCCUUUCUUUCUUUCUUUCUUUCUUUCUUUCUUUCUUUCUUUCUUUCUUUCUUUCUUUCUUUCUUUCUUUCUUUCUUUCUUUAUUUAAUUACUUAUUUAUUGCCUUCUUGUUUAAAUAAAGAAAUUCCCGGCCGUGGUAUUCAAACAAAAACAGCCCUAUUAAGACGUAAUAUUAUUGUAUUCGGUGAUAUGUACUUUUUUGUCUCUUUUGGAUGUUGUUUGAUAGAAAUAAAUAAAUGAAAUUAAUAAAGUUGUAGUGAACUGGUACAAUCGUGAAAAUUGCUUUUUGUUUUGAUACUGGCCUGAACUGAACUUUACCACUGUAAAUGGGAAUAAGAAGUUGAAGCUUGCUGGGAAUAGUGGAUUGAAGGUAGCACUGACAAGUUGUUAUGGGUUUUAUUCAUGAAAAGAUUGUAUCAGUUUAUCCAGAAUGCUGGCAUUUUUUCCUUGCCUCUUCUGUUGAGCUGCUUGCACAAGUGGUGUCUACAAGUUUAAUUUGAGUGUCUGGANUUAUUUAUUGCCUUCUUGUUUAAAUAAAGAAAUUCCCGGCCGUGGUAUUCAAACAAAAACAGCCCUAUUAAGACGUAAUAUUAUUGUAUUCGGUGAUAUGUACUUUUUUGUCUCUUUUGGAUGUUGUUUGAUAGAAAUAAAUAAAUGAAAUUAAUAAAGUUGUAGUGAACUGGUACAAUCGUGAAAAUUGCUUUUUGUUUUGAUACUGGCCUGAACUGAACUUUACCACUGUAAAUGGGAAUAAGAAGUUGAAGCUUGCUGGGAAUAGUGGAUUGAAGGUAGCACUGACAAGUUGUUAUGGGUUUUAUUCAUGAAAAGAUUGUAUCAGUUUAUCCAGAAUGCUGGCAUUUUUUCCUUGCCUCUUCUGUUGAGCUGCUUGCACAAGUGGUGUCUACAAGUUUAAUUUGAGUGUCUGGAGAGGCAGCCAUGCUUUGUUCGCUAAGAAAUUUAUCUUUUUUUUACAGUUGAAUUGAAGCGAAAAGAUUUGCCCUACCACAGAGAGAUGUGGAAGAUAUUAAAAAAUGUGUACAAGAUCCGUUCACUAAGAACAAAUCAGUUGGAAGCCAUAAAUGCUGCUAUGAUGAAGCAUGACUGCUUUGUUCUUAUGCCGACCGGUGGAGGAAAAAGCCUGUGCUUUCAAUUAACUGCAUUAAUGGGCUCUGGGGUAACUUUUGUUAUCUCACCUCUGAGGUCUCUUAUUCAGGAUCAAGUACAACGCCUUCAGUCUCUCCAGGUAAGUGUGCAGAGGCUAUAUCCUUUUUUACUGCACUUUUUGAUUGUGAACAGGUUAUUAUUUGAAAUAAAUGGAAGGACAGGUCGCUGACGUGGAACAGGAGGUCAUUAUUACGAAUAAUAACCUACUGGUCCAUUUCAGUGGCCGCAAUAAGGAUCUGCUGGUUCUAAAACAAUGGAAACGUGCAUUAAAUCGGAUAAUGCCUCGCUUCCCGGCCUUCUUAAGCCUCGGAGCUCAGGCAUUAUCCCAUAGAUAUUCUGUCAAGCUCUGUUUUCCUGUUGUAGAACAAACUUGAGUGACACAUGUUUUCCAAAGUAAGAUCGAACGUAUCAUCAAGGGCAACAGUCACACUUUCCAGAGGUUCUCUAAUAGAAAAAUUAAGGCAAUUUUUCUCAGGAUUAGUUGACUUUAAGACGGCAUUGAUGAACAAAAUUAAUAACUAAAAGAUUGCUUGUCCAUUAAUCUAUAUUCCGUAAGUAGAUUGAUGGUCUGAAAUAAGCAAACCUCCUUAGUAACUUAUACUCUAUAGAAAAAAGCAUGGCAAAAAUUGUCGUCAAUAUAUGUUAAAUUCUUAAUGGUCUUUUUUAACUCGUGGGUACGCGCGAGCGUACCACGAGUUAUUGCAGGGACAGGGAUAUGCAAAUGAGUCACUCGCUCACUCGUAGUAGACGCACUUGGUAAUUAAUCGGGUCCGAACUCGAGAGCGCGAAGAUCUUUCGUUUCCAAAGAAGCACGCGCUCGUUGAAGUUCGGUGGCAUCAAAUUCCUCGCUGAGAGCGUGCAUCGUGCGCUACAGCACGGUUAGAGGAUAGAGGUCUUACCAAAUUUAAGACACGCAGGAAUCUUUCAGAUUAGUACGAUUCUAGAGCCUUUGACUCGUCCAGGCGUUAAACUUGACGAGAAGAUGAGCAUUUGCUCUUCGACUCCUUCAACUUCGACGCUGGCUUGAUCUCCUACCUUGUUGCCCCCGCAGAGGCGAAAUCCCGAGGAGGCACCCUAGUAACUCGCGCGUAUAUUAAGGACAGUACUUACAGUUCAAAUAUACAGUCAGUAUACUAGAAAAAAACUCGAUUUGCUCGAACAGGGGCCGCGAGGAAUCGGUAGGUAAUGAUGACGUUUCUAUUGUUUGCGCCCGCAAGUACGAAAUGGUAAGGAUGACGUAAAGACAAAAUUUCGAAGGGACCGCUCUGGUAGAUUUUGUGACAUUUUUUGUGCAGUCAUACUUCGAUACUCUUUUGCGUUACGCAGAGACAUUCUGUGGAGCAGUUGUUUUGAAAGUUAUGGGCCAAAAGACACUCGUUAAGCGCAGAUGAGGUUAUAAGGUGCGUUUAACUGUGUAUAUAUAAACACUUGGAGGUUUGCCAGACACGAGUUCACAAAUCAUUGAUUUAUAUUGGAAACCUUGGCAGACACUCUGUCUCUCUCUUUGACCGCAAUAAGACUCAGCCCCAAACAAGGAAGACGAGUGAACAACGGCUAGCCUAUCACUAGCAGAUUGAUGGAUAAUUACAUGAAUUCGCCGACAAUGAAAUUCUGUGCUGACUUUUUCCCUGCUCACAGAUGUCCUUGCGUUUUAAAGUUUCAAAUAAGACUAGAAUGCGCGAGCGUGAAUCGAUGAAACAUCCAAUUUAUAAGGCUUACUUUCCGGCAAAUACAAUGAACUGAAUGUAAAAAGUGAAAGAGAAAUAGCGAAAAAUUCAACUUCUAAUUAAAUCUUUUCGUAUGGUUUAGAAUAAACUAUUCUCGAAACUGAGAAUGUUUUGAUCAAAGCUGUGUAAAUCAAUCGAGCUGAAACUGUGCAUGGAACCUUGGGUUUCCUGUAUCUAUCUCACCUAUUGUAUGGAAUGUGUGAAAAUCUUCAUUAUGAAUCGGUAUAUUUCAAAGAGCUACACAACCAGCGAGAAUACUAUUGACCGACAAUAUACAGAACGGGGGCAGCUGUAGUGUCAACUAUUACUAGUAGUAAUGUAGUAGGUUAUGUGUAUGAAUGAAUGUAUGGUAAAUAAAGGCACUUCUUCUUCUUCUUCUUAAGGACUCCCCAAGAUCACGGGGGGAAAUGGAUGUGAUUUUGAGCGUUAGCUUUAAAAUGACAGCGGAAAUCGAGAUAAGAAAACAUAAGCUUAUGUUUUGCGUCCUACUUCGGACCACUUCGCGGAGGAGUUGUGUCGGCUUUGUAUCGCAUAUGUUCUUUCAUUGCCAUGAAAUGCGUUUACAUUGUUUUUUACCGUCAGUAGCCUGGUUUCAAUUAGCCUUAAUUUUAUCCGAUUGUUUCGAGUCGUUUUUUUCAAUCGGUUAAGUAAGGUUCGAUCGUUUGCCGGCGGAAGUUCCAUGAAAAAGGCAUUAAAUUUGAGAGUUUUCACCAAACCAUGUGAUCAUCCUCAGUGGCGUAGUGGCUAUGUGAGGUCGGGUCAACCCGAAGGUAACGGGUUCAAAUUCUGCUUUUGACCUUCUUUUUCCCUUCUUCCUUUUUUUUUCUUUUUUGUUUUGUUUUGUUUGCUUAUUUGUUUUGCUGGGUUUUUUUUUGUUUUUUUGUUUUGUUUUGUUUGCUUAUUUGUUUCGCUGGGUUUUUUUUUUGUUUUUUGUUUUGUUUUUAAAUAUAUACCUAAAUAACUGUUAAUAAAGUGCAAUAAACAGCAAGAAAAGUAUUGUGUUUCCAGAACAAGGAUAGUAUAUUUGUAAUCUGAAUUUAUAUCAUUUCCUAAAAUUUACUGUGGGAAAACCAGAGGUGAUAACUGAUUGAUUAUUUUCUUAACAACGUGCCCACGGGUUGACGAUAGUCUUUCUUUGAUUAGCUACCUGCUGUGCAUUUACUUGGUGAUACUGGGGCUGGUUCCACAAAGCACUUGAAUUCUGUCUACCAAGACUUGUCGCUCAGGAAUCCAACCAUUAAACUUGUAUAUGUGACACCAGAGAAACUUUCGGCCAGUGACAAGCUUCUGUCUGUUAUGAACAGCCUGUACACCCGUGGGUUACUUGAUAGGUAAGCUGUUAAACCACAUCAAGUAAGAGAACUAUUAUUAUAUAUUUGUGCAGACUAGGAAAAUGAGCGGAAUGUUGCUUUGGUGCGUGGGCUUUUUCAUACGAUUGGUUUUAGCAGGUUUCCUGGAAAAAUUCACAGUCAAAUUUCUUCUAAGCGCUUUCCAUUAAGCAGUCACUUGUCGAAUUCCUGGAAGUUAUUUACCUUACCAUGAUUUAAUUUGCCUCCAACUCUAUUGAAAUGUCAUUCAGUUAUGAAGGAUGGCUUGAAAUCUCCUUUUCUUUUGUACAAGGAGAGAACAAAAACCUCUAAGAAGGAUACAUCUCCUUGCUUGUCACGUUUUGUCUUCUUUUCUUGAUAUACCUACAGACUUGAACGAUCAGCCUCAAGUUAGCAAAUUGGCCAAUACCCAAGGGUGACCAUGUGUCUUACUGUUUCUUUGCCUUCUCCCUCUUUUUGUUCAGAAUUAGGACCGUUCUGCAUGUUUUAGAAACUUUUGUAUUGGUUGCAGGAUCGUAAUAGAUGAGGCCCACUGUGUCAGUCAGUGGGGCCACGAUUUCCGUCCAGACUACAAAAAGCUGUCGUCUUUAAGGACUAAGUACCCGAAAGUCCCUUUUAUGGCGCUCACUGCUACUGCCACACCUCGUGUACAAAAGGAUGUUCUCCACCAGCUGAAAAUGCCAAAACCAAAAUGGUUUGUACUUCUAAAUUCCUUUACCACUUUUCAUUAUUCAUUGUUUGAACAGUCUUUUUGGUGCUUAGUGCUUCCUAAUUGUUUUUUUUUUUAAGAAAUAUAAAUGAAAUUAAAUAAACUUUCUCACACGCAGAAAAAGAAACAAACCGUUUUUAGGAAAUUGGUGAAGACUAACAGAAAGAAAGUCAUUUUUACAGAAGCGAGUAUUUACUAGCCCAAACGUCAUUUCAACUACCCUCCAAAAUUUUUGGAUGAGCAGAAUUGAUUUCACAGUCCUUUUGUAAGGUGAAUUCCUCAAAAUACUUCACUUGCCUGUCGGGCAAGUUAAGAACAGAAUUAACAAGCCUGAUAGCAAAAUCCACUAGCCCCGAACCGUCGGACACUACUUUCUAUGCACGCUGAACAGUCUAACAGUCAAACCCUGUUAAUACGGACACUGAAGGGACCAUAGGGGUGUCAUUACUAAGCAGGUCAUGUUAUUUACGUCAUAAAACACCUUUUAUUAGAACAAAAUACUAAAGAAAUAAAAGAGGACAUUAGCAUCGUUAAAUUACUGAUCUCUAACCUUCACAAACCAUCAUUCCCCUGACUAAUUCCACGAAAACGCUCAAAAAUAGCUUAACUAUAUAUUACUCAAUCAAAACUGUUUUCUUCAUAACUCGUUUGAUGCCAAAAAAGUCUGAAAUUGAGGUAUACGAAUCAUCCUCCCUAAAGUACUGUAGCGCUGGGGAACAGCAACAUUCCGUCAAAUAAAAGUUUUUUUACCUUCAGAGAGGAAAGGUAUAUUACAGCAUACCAUCAAUGAUUAAGUGUCCGCAUUAGCAAGAUUGACUUUAUGAGAAUCUGUUGAUUGGGCAAAAAAAGUGUCCCUUGUCCACAUUAACCGGUGUCCAUAUUAAGCUGGUUGAAUGUAUAGGAAAUGUAAAGAUUUUUCCCAGGGACACAGAAAACUGUCUGCAAUGACGGGUGUCUGUUAAGUGGGGUUCGAGUGUAUUUGUUUACGUCACCACCUCCAACAGUAUCUUUUGUUGUUUCGGAAGGCUGGCCGGCUAUACUGCAUGGUUAAGCUUGAGAGAAGGGAGGUUCGUGCACCUUCUAUCUUGUCGUUUAUUACCUAAGUAUACAAUGUGGCUCAGACUGUGGAAGAUUCUAGCCAACUUUGUGUGGAAUUCAUUACACAGGAACGUGAAGUUUCAGUCGUUCAAAACUUAUAAUAAAUAAGCCCACCUUAUAAAGAAACGCUCGAUCAAAAACAAGUGAAGCUGUUACAUUUAAAGACAUUUUACCUCUAUUAACCAUAUUUAAAAAAACUCUUGCAUUGGUUCUACUCUUUUCUUGUUUGUUUUUUUUUUCUAAAUUUAUUCUUGUGUAUGUCAUUCAAAUCUUCCUUCCUCUUGCAUACCCCCAUUAGCCUUUGAAAGAUGCUAAAGGUGUUUCGAAGACCAAAAGGCAAUACAUUUCUUAUAAAAAAUAUAUCAAAUGAGCAACAAAUACCGCCAGAGAGAUUCGCACUGUGGGUCUUAUCAAUGCAUCUGUGUCUGUGCCAGACUGGAUUAGGAGUAAUUAAUCCAUAACCGUAGGUUCCUUUUUUGUUGUAUCUUAAAUGAGGGGAAGAUACUGAUUUUAACGCUAUGCCUUACUUAAAAGUUUAUCGGUUAUUUUUUUGGUGCUGCACAACAACAAUAAGAGGUUUAUCAAUACUGUUUUCUGUUGAGGUUAACAUACCGUAAAAUUCCGAAAGUAAGCCCCUCCAAAUAUACGCCCCCCAAACUCGUAACGCAAAAAACCCUCUGUUAAAUGCCCUUAAAUACAAAGUAAAACAAAGCAAAAAAGGUAAGUUUCCUUCCAGUUGAAAGGCUAGCCCAAUCGAUUUUGAAACGCAAAUUUACCACCGUAGAAAAGCCCCUCCAAAAAUAAGCCCUUCAAAAGGGCCUUUGAAAAACAUAAACUCCGGGGCUUAUUUUCGGAAUUUUACGGUACCCAGUGUCGUUGUGUUCCUUUUUGAUUCUAUAGUGUCUUUUUGGGCUGGUAAAACACGCAGCAGUUUAACAGCAACCCUAAAUAUGGUCUUUGGUGGUGACAUGUGACUGAUGUUUUAGAUGUUCAUAAAUGCCACUUUUGAGAACGUAUCACUUGGUCGUUCUAUUAGUAAUUGUACCGUUGUAUUUUCGAUUCAUGCUGGGACUUGCCUAAGCCUCCGUUUAUCUUUAAUUUCCUGCAAACUAUUCUUUUACCAUCAGAUGUUAUUAAAACUUUACCUUCUCUUAAUCAAUGUCAGGUUUACCCAGAGUUUUGAUCGACCGAACCUGAAAUUCGUUGUAAAACCAAAGAAAAAGGUUAUGGACGAAAUACUCAAGUAUAUCAAGACCAAACAUGCUGUUUCCUCUGGCAUUAUAUACUGUCUAUCCAGGUUUGUAAUUACCUUUUUUUAUUAUGGGUUUGUAAUAAUAGAUAAGAAAUUAUUUGUAGCACCUGACUUUAUGACGGAUCAAUUUUUCUUUUUAAAAAAACUCCUAGUUUCCUUUCAAAUAUCGAAUUACGUUUCUGUUAAUCUUAAUCGCCUUUGCAAUGUGAUGCAAAAGGAUGGCUGUGUUGGAAGGGAUUUGCUCAAGCGCCAGACAAUUGCAUCUGUUAUCAGAGCAAAGCAUCAUUAAAAAAAUUGUUAAGUUGUUCAAAGAUCAUAUAUAAUUUGCGUAGUAGGAAUUAAUUUAUUAUUAGCGUUGACUCUAACGAAACAAAAAACUUGUUUAUGUUGCUGAAAGGAUUGAUUGUGAGCGUGUAGCGGAUUCUUUAAAUGAAGCUGGUAUCAGUGCAGUGGCUUACCAUGCCGGCCUUUCUGAUGAACAAAGGACAAAGUGCCAAGAAGCCUGGAUCAAUAACCGAUACAAAGUAAGCCAACUGAACAGCGUUAAUCAAAGGUCAUGUGCAACUUGUUCUCUCGCUUGGAGAUCAUUUUUAGUGGUUUAUUCCGGCAACGUAUUUUGAAUUUUCCCAUGUUAAUGCAUUCUGGUUUUCUUAAUAGGUGGUUUGCGCUACAAUUGCCUUUGGAAUGGGUAUUGAUAAAGGCUCAGUUAGAUAUGUCAUUCAUCAUUCUAUGCCCAAGUCAUUGGAGGGGUAUUAUCAGGAGUGUGGUCGGGCAGGACGAGAUGGUGGACUGGCUGAGUGCAUUCUGUUUUAUUUGUAUGGUGAUACUACCAGAAUAAGGAGGUCAGUUGUGUACAAGCCUUUAUUGCUUAGAGCAUUAACAGUGGCAGCGGAGUUAUUCAUAGUUAUUGAUCUGAGAAAGGUUAAAAUUUUGUCCUGGAAAAAUUCGAAAUAUUUCUUUCACCAGUAAUAUUUUUUAAUGUUUACAGAUCCGGCACUCUGCACAAAAAUAAGAGCAAACCGACAUACCGUAAAAUUCCGAAAAUAAGCCCCUCCAUGUAUAAGCCCCUCUAAAUAUAAGCCCCUCAAACCGGUAACGCAAAAAAAACCCCGUUAAAUCGCCCCUCCAGAUAUAACCCCCCCGGGGGCUUGUACUUGGAAAAUUGCCCUCAAAUACAAAGCAAAAACGGUAAAUUUACUUCCAACUAUAAGACUAGCCCAAUCGAUAAGCCCCUCCAAAAAUAAGCCACUCAAAAAGGGCCUUUGAAAAAUAUAAGUCCCGGGGCUUAUUUUCGGAAUUUUACGGUAUGCUAAAAUUAGAACUUGCCUAACAUAAGCCGUACUGUUGAACUUAAGUGAAAAUGUGGCGCCCGCAAAAUCAGUUUUUCUUUCCAAUUGCUUAAAUUGGAAAAUUUACUGCGAUGAUCAUUCUUCACUUUCAUCUACGACCGCAGUUCAAAAAUGAAUUAUUUCACAUAUACUUCACAUCAGUGUUCAUUCAUAACAGUCGUUCAGAGAACGGUCGAAAAACAACAGCUUCAGCGCCGGCUGUGUGUCGGAGAAUUUCAGUUGCAACUUCGACUUUCAUAGCUAGAUUUCCCCAGACAGAUUUCGAUACAAAGCUUGUUAAUUUCUUUUUAAAAUUAGUGUUACCUGUUAUUCUAAAGGAAUUACAGUCAAAUUUUCUCAUUUCUACUUUACGUUUAUUUCAAAAAUUGUCACAUAAAUAAGCUUGAUAAUUAUUUCAUUUAUUUAGUUUUAGCUUAUUUUUUAGAGUCUUUUUAGUUGGUGUUUAUAGUUGCAGCUAUAGUUUUCCCUCAAAGUUUUUACCCUAAUAUUAAGAGCAAGUAGACAGGUGCCAUUCACAAUAACAACAAAAAACGUUUUGCAAUUUACCUGAAGACGGAGAACGGUUGAUUCAGCGAAAGAAAAACUCAAAGGGGCAGGAAGAUGGUAGCAUACAUGAACUCGGACCGAUGACUCAACCGAAGGCAAAUGGAAAAUAAUGUUUUUCUCUUUUGAUUAUGUUAUAAAAGGAAUAGUAAACGUUGCAGCUGUGCAACCAUGGAGUUAUGGAUGCACUUGGGAGGUUUGCUAAGCACUCAAGAAGCUAGAGUCGUACUCGGCUAUCGCCUCGUGCGACUCUUACGCUUCUUUCGUGCUUAGCAACCUCCCGCGUGCAUCCAUAACUCCAUGGUUGCACGCUGCACGUUUACCAUUUCUAAACGUAAUACUGAGAAUAGAAUAUACCUGAUGCUUUUUUGAAUCCAUUCCCGGACCUUUUCAGUUAAUUGAAAUCUUGAUCUCGUAGGUUAUUUCAGCUGAUUUUGAUUACUUACAAACAUUUCUCAUUUGAAUGUUGUAUGUGGUAUGAAGGAUGAUCCAGAAUGAUCCAGGCCGGAACACAGACUGCAAACAAGUGGAUAUGGACAACCUCUUUCGUGUGGUGCAGUAUUGUGAGAAUGUGACUGAGUGUAGAAGAGUUCAGUUGUUGCAUUACUUUGGUGAGAUGGACUAUGAUCCGUCCCAAUGCCGCAGUAGGGCUGACAGCAUGUGUGACACGUGUGCUUCCUCUGACUCGUUUGUGUAUAAAGACAUCACAUCAGAAGCUAAGGCGUUUGUAGAGAAUGUCAAUUCUAUUGUGCACAAUGGAAACAGGAAUUGGAGACAGCCUGUUAGGAGUUUCACUUUAAAUCACUUUGUUGACAUUUUCAAGGUACAGUUUAUAUUUUUUAGAAAAUUAAUUUCUAUGUAAGAUGCAUUGGCUAAGUUGUCAGUGCCACAACCGCGAACCUCUAAACUGUUUAGGGGAAUUCAAUUCUUCUCUGACCAAUCCCAAUGAAGUUUUGAUAGUUUGCAGAUAAAGUCGCCUCUCUUUGCUAAUAGCAGCAGGGGACGAUUCGAAAACAACGACAACAAAAAAACAUUCCACUACAUUUCUCGCAGCAGCAAGCAAUGCAAAGAACACCAACAACCCACAAAACCACUAACUUAUUACUGUCGCUGCUUAUAAUUUAUCCUGCCUAGCUGUUCAGGAGCACAGGACAAUAACAUUCCAGAAAUAUUUCCGUUUUUGUUUGCUGUUUUUGUACCUUGCAGUAAUGGCAUUUUUUAAGUUUGCGUGUAUUUGCACUUUAUUUUCCUUUAGCACUUGUUGAAGCUCUCUUAAGAGCUCAGUGUCUGCUUGUUCGCACUUUUAACAUAUUCCAAAACCAUGUAGUUUCCUUCCUUAUUGUGUACCCCCUGACAAGAAUGACAAGUUCAACUAUCUUUUACGCUGCUUUACUCACAAUUAUACCUGGUAAUACAGGGUUCUGGAGGUGCGCGUGUGUCUUCUGAAGGACAUGACAGAUGUUCUUUGUUUGGCUUGGGAAAGUCCUACCACAGAAAUGAUGCUGAGAGACUCGGUCAUCUGCUUGUUUUGAAGCAUAUUCUGGCAGAGCAUAUGGUGAUUGGUAACCAUGACAACGUUAUCAGUUACCUUAAGUUAGGGCCUAAAGCUUUGGACUUUCUUCAGUCUAAGAUCAAGGUACAGUUACUUGAUAAUACGGUGACCGGAAGUAAUUUUUUCCCGCCACCUGUCAAUGACCUCAAGUUUAAGAUACCAGGACGGUGGUCAAAACGUCGCUUUUUAACAAAAAUUGAGUUCGCACUCUUUUUCCAGACUUUUUGGCGAUUAUAACAAGUCGCUUCAAAUCUUCAUCAUUUUGAAUUUGACGAUUGACCCAUUAACUUACAUACCUUUUUACUAUCGUAAUUUUACAUAUAAGUCCCGCAUACUAUUGUAAGUUUCCUCGUUGUUUUAUUUUGGUGUUGUUUUCUUUUUUGUGCUGUCUUGAUUUAUUGUGUGGCUGGAUCCGCCUGCGGGCGAGGUAAAGCGAAGCCCGUGUUGUUAUUGGAAACGCUUUCGACCGGCAAAAAAGUUCUCUUUUUGGACAUAUAAUAAGUCCUUUACUAACCAAACUUGUUUGGUCUAGAUCGCUGGAUAUUGGCCUCUUUCUCGUUAAUGUUUUAAUUGACUUCGACUUCGUCUCUCGCCAUAAAAACGGAAAACAUAUGCAGCCAACUAGACCUUACGCUUAGUUAUUAACGCACAUAUAUGGGAAAAGUAGGUGAGUCCAUUAUGCACUCUGUCUUAUACUGUAUACCCAAACGGUAUCAUUUUGGCAUUCCCCAGUAUGUAAGUUGGAAAGAACGCUUUUUCUGUCUGUCUCCAUUAUCUCCAUAGCUUUUUUUUUGGUAAUUAGAAUCCUCUGUUUGUUCUGGACUAACUGCUAUUUCAGUGUCUGUGGCUCAUCUCACUCGGAGUUCAUCGAAAAUCAUAAAUUUUAUAAUAGCAAAAUUGAGUUUCCAGUGAGGUUUUUGGCAACGUUAGCACGCUUCAUUAUCCCUUGUGUUUGUCGAUCUAUUUCUUACUUUAUCGGAUCCACCGUGUUAUAUCGUAUUAUAUACUGACUCUAAACCUACCAUUGGCUUAUGGUUGCGGGAAACGUCUUGGGGAAUUUCCAUACGUUUUAAUUGUUAAUUUAUUUUGUCCAAUUCUCUUAGCUUCCUCAGUUACCAGUGCGGGAAAAGAACGUCGGGGGCAAAACUAAAGCGAAGUCAGAUGUAGCGUCGGACAGCUGUUGUACAACUUCAGAUUACACAACUGAUGCAGCAGGAGACUCCACAGAGGACGGUGAUCACUCACAUUACUGGCAUCAAGCCGAGUUGGCCGCCGUUGGGAGAAAAAGAAAAAGAAAGACCACAGGUGCAUUCGUAAGGUACGAAACAUCUGAAAUCUAG